Trichoderma harzianum CBS 226.95 is the source of this 855-nucleotide messenger RNA. RefSeq lists its product as hypothetical. Gene Ontology annotation, molecular function: catalytic activity. The record is from RefSeq and is a predicted model, not a curated record. The transcript has a single exon. The coding region runs from base 1 to 855 and encodes 284 amino acids. NCBI's taxonomy places the organism in Eukaryota, Fungi, Ascomycota, Sordariomycetes, Hypocreales, Hypocreaceae.
AUGUCUACAUCAGUCUCUAAAAUUGUGAAAAUCAACGAGGAUGUCAAUCUUCACUUCAGCCAGACGAAUCCCGCAGGAGUUGAUGUUAUGAAGGUUCCGACUUUAAUCUUUCUCCAUUUCUGGGGCGGGUCGGCUGACACUUGGUCAUCAGUUGUCCGCGCCUUGUCUCCUUUAUUCCCAACUGUUGCGCUGAGCUUUCGUGGCUGGGGUGCUUCUUCGGGACCUGCCGAAGCUGGGGCUUAUAGCAUUAGUCAUUUGGCCUCAGAUGUUGAAGCCGUCAUUCAGAGCCUUGGAUUGACAAACGUCAUCUUGGUUGGUCACUCCAUGGGCGGCAAGGUUGCAGCUGCGAUUGCUGGGCGGCGUCGUCUUCCACCAACCGUUUUGAAAGCCUUAAUCAUGGUCGCACCCGCCCCUCCAGGGCCCCUUUUUCUACCUUCAGACAUGAAAGAACAACAGAUUAGUGCCUAUGACAGUACCUCAAAUGCGGAAGCGGUUAUUCGAACCGUCCUUACUGCGCCAGGAAGCCCAGCCCUGACAGAUGCCGUGGUGAGGGAUUUGGCCGGCGAUAUGGUCCGUGGUAAUAAGUUUGCAAAGUCUGCGUGGCCUCAUUAUGGUUCCGCGGAAGAUAUUCGGCCCCUAUUUCAUCUUAUUGAGGUUCCAGUUUUGGUAGUGGCCGGGAAGAGCGAUGUUAUUGAAUCGCCUGAAAAGAUGAUUACUGAAGUUCAGGAGGACCUAAAUAGCAGGCGAAAUGGCCAGGCGAAGCUUGUCAUUAUUGAAGAAUCCGGCCAUUUGCUGCCUAUUGAAAAGCCCGAUGAGGUUGCGUCUGCGAUCGAAGAGUUUGUCCAAGCCCUAUAA